Molecule: messenger RNA, 957 nt
Organism: Lodderomyces margitis
Lineage: Eukaryota; Fungi; Ascomycota; Pichiomycetes; Serinales; Debaryomycetaceae
Exons: 1
Coding region: 1-957 (318 amino acids)
Biological process (GO): basic amino acid transmembrane export from vacuole
Cellular component (GO): fungal-type vacuole membrane
Source: RefSeq, a predicted model, not a curated record
AUGGUGCACCCCAACAACCUUCACAACAACAGCCAACUCCGAGCCCAAAUCAGCGGCGUCAUGGGCUCAACAUCACUUGCAUGCUGGAUAGUCUUACUCAUGCCCCAACUAAUUGAGCAAUGGCGAUUGAAGUCAGCCGAGGGGAUAGCUAUUGGGUUCAUCACCAUUUGGUUCUGUGGUGAUUUGUUUAAUUUGGUGGGUGCUAUAUGGGCUCAUUUGUUACCUGAAGUUGUGUUUCUUGCUGUUUGGUUUUGUGUUGCUGAUGCGUUGAUGAUUGCUUCCUAUGUUUAUUAUACCAGGUUUUAUAAAAAGAAGAAACAUCAUCAUCAUCAUUAUCACCACCACCAACAGGACCAUCAUGCCGUUGAAGGUCAUGCCGAGCAUGAGCAUGAGCAUGGACAAGGUGAACGUGAAUACAUUGAUGAGUCAGCUCCCUUGCUUCAUAGAAGAAGAAGUUCAACCUUGACUGAUAUUGCAUUGGAACCUCAAUACCAUUCCAUUUUUGUGAAAUACAUCUUGCCCAUCAUAUUUGUCGUUGGCUGUGGAAUAGCUGGGUUCUUACUCUCGUCUCCAGAACCACAACCACAACCACCAUCAGAUCCAUCAAACCCCAUAGACCCUCCCCCACAAGACGACAUCAUCGCCCUCGGCCCGCAAAUCAUGGGAUACUGUUCAGCCCUACUCUACUUGGGUGCACGAAUCCCACAAAUUAUUCAGAACUAUCAACGCAAAUCAGUUUAUGGACUUAGUUUACUUUUUUUCCUUUUUUCAACAUUAGGUAAUUUGACUUAUGCCGGACAAAUUAUCUUUUAUAGAAGCGAUUGGAAUUAUAUUGUGUUGAACAUGAGUUGGUUAUUGGGCAGUUUGGGAACCAUUGUGGAAGAUGUGGUUAUUUUUGCUCAGUUUUAUAUAUAUAAGGACAAUAACGACUCGAUAGAGGAUGAAGAGAGGGCUUAG